AUGACCACAUCAAAGGAUAAUAUCGACCUGGCAUUAAUUUCUCAAAAACACCUAUAUAAAGAUUUCAAGUUAGCUUAUCAGUACUACUAUCGCUUGAGAUCUGUAAUUAUGGCAGUGAAGAACAAGAAAGCCUCGGUUCCAGCCUCUCCAGCAGGUGUGGCCACGACUCCAAAAGGGAAACCACUUACGACAGUUGCAGUAGGGAAAGACUUUAGUGAUGCAUACUCGCUAGCGAUGAAGUCAUACUGGCUUCAAAUCUCGAAGGAUAAUCGUUUGAAGCUGAUUGAUAUGUUUUGUGUAUUCCUGGUUGCAAUCGCUGCUGUUCAAUGUUUGUUUAUGGUUGUUGUCAGAGAUACUUUCCCAUUCAAUGCAUUUUUAUCUGGUUUUAUCGCAUGCGUAGGACAAUUCGUUCUAUUGAUCAGUUUAAGGCUUCAAUACGUUGAUACUUUCAAGGGGAUUUCGAAAAAUAGGGCAUUUGGCGAAUUUAUACUGGCUAGUUUAGUGUUGCAUUUCAUUUGCCUACAUUUUAUUAAUUAG
Messenger RNA from Zygotorulaspora mrakii, 537 nucleotides. It is a transcript of the gene OST2, whose product is annotated as dolichyl-diphosphooligosaccharide-protein glycotransferase. The record is from RefSeq and is a predicted model, not a curated record. NCBI's taxonomy places the organism in Eukaryota, Fungi, Ascomycota, Saccharomycetes, Saccharomycetales, Saccharomycetaceae. The transcript has a single exon. The coding region runs from base 1 to 537 and encodes 178 amino acids. Gene Ontology annotation, cellular component: membrane; oligosaccharyltransferase complex. Gene Ontology annotation, biological process: protein N-linked glycosylation.